Molecule: messenger RNA, 2321 nt
Organism: Electrophorus electricus (electric eel)
Lineage: Eukaryota; Metazoa; Chordata; Actinopteri; Gymnotiformes; Gymnotidae
Gene: ccdc82
Product: coiled-coil domain containing 82
Cellular component (GO): nucleus
Source: RefSeq, a predicted model, not a curated record
GAUGGCGCUCAUCUAACAUAUGAGCAGUUCAUGCAGGAAACGCGUAGACUGUAAAACCAAAACAGACACACACCCCCAAGAAACGCGGGACAUGUGGUUUAAUAGCGUAGUUUAAACGUGCGUUUUUGAACUUUGAAAACUGUCAGUAUUGUUAGACAGUCAAUUCAUAUAAAUUCUUUUCGCUUUCUGAUUGAGUCAUUUGUUCACGCGUCCACGUACUAGCUAGCUAACCUAGCUAACCUAGCUAGCUAACAGCAAACGAGCUAGCUCGCUAGCGAGUUAUGCAAGCAUUGAGUGAAUGUGUGCUAAAAUUUGCGUGUUAGCUAAACUACCUAGCGGCAGGCAGGCCGUUUUCUUCCUGGUAACUAGUUUAAUCACAUCGUCCCUCUGCAAAAAUGAUGAAAAGCGUGGGCAAGCUCUUUGGAUUACGACGGAAAUGUGCUCCGCCAAAGUCCCGCAUUGACAAGAAAAAGACGCGAGUGAAUAUGAUCGACCAACUUCUCGAUGACAGCGAUGAAGGAUCAUACGCCAGCACAACUAGUGUUAGUUCAGAAAGCGAGUACCGGGAGUCUGACGAUGGAUCUUACAGCUCUGACAGCUCCUAUCGACCUAAACGCGAAAGCGAUGGAGAUAACAGUACCGAGACAGAUGAAAAUUGCGCCGCGCCUCGCAGGCAGCGCAAGAGGUCUACGAGCGUAAGAGCCCUGGAGGACGACUCGAGUGGUUCGUCCGAGAGCGACGUCGGGGCCGAGCCUCGCAGAAAAGCUUUACAGAGAAAACGCCUGAAGCUUCCAGAUUCCGAGGACGAGGCAAUUAAGGAGAAGAAAAAAGAAGCAGAGGUUAAAGAAGCUGCUGCGAAGAGGAGGGAGCGAAACAAGAAGCUAAUGGAACUGUCAAAGAAGAGAACGUCAGUUACCCCGCGACGCAGGCGCAGAACUUUGGGUUCAGAAGAGGAGGAAGGUGAGGAGGAUAAAGGAAAAGAUGAGGGCAAAGCAGAGGAUUCGGGAGAGAGCUCCAGUGAAGAGGAUACCAAGCCUUUGAUGGACAGCAGUGAAGAAGAAAAGCAGGAAGACAGUGACAGCUUGAAGGACUUCAUCGUAGAUGAACAGAAAGGGGAGGCGGAAGAGGAUGAAGCAGAGAAAACAAAGGACAAAGACUUUCUCUCUCAUCUUCCACGCCAGUUCAUUACUGGAUCUCAGUUGACCCACUUUCAGGUGGUGGUCAAAGCACUGCUGAUCAAUGUGCUGGACGCAUCCUUCCUCAAGUCACUUUAUGAUGGAGAGCGGACGAAGCGCUACGCACAAGAGAUGAAAUCAUCGCUGCACCACUUUGACGAGCGACUGGUGCUCCCGCGCUUGGAAAACCUGAAGCAGAGGAGUCGCUGGAAGGACCGCUACAAAGAACGCGUGGAGUGCUACCCCAAAGUGCGGAUUACCAUGGUGAACAUCCGCACGAAGGGCUGCGAGGCCUGCGAGCUCCACAGAAACGGCCGCUUCAGCGUGCAUCUCUCUGGACAGCUGUAUCACAGCGACACCCUGCAGGAGGACCAUUUCAUGCCCGAUGACUCACAGAGUUUCCUUGUGGGCUCAGUGUGCGCCAGCCGUACUGAGGUGUACCACGCACUGAAGCAUUUCAAGUACCAUCUGUCUGAGCGCUGCCGCUCUGCACUGGAGGCUCAGAAAGGGGUAGAGGAGCAGGAGGGCGGAGACGAAGACGAGCCAGUAAAGGACAUAGUUAACAAGGUGUUCAACAAACUGCAGGAGGGAGGCUGGAUUACUGAGCAAUAUGAGGAGUUUCAGGAGCACCUCAAUGCUGCGGAUUUCUUCCAAGAGGAAAAGCUUGACUAAGGAAAUUAACUCUUAUGUAAAUACUUUUACAUAUAGUCACAAAUCGUUUUGAGCUUUACAUUAAAAUUCAGUGUAUUUCAUUGAAUGGCAUAUUACAUAUUAAAGGUUAGUGUUUGAUUUACAUAGCAUAAUUUUUCAAUUAACGCAUUUUACUUUUACAGGAUUUAUAUAUAUUGACAUCAGAGUUAAAUUUGAGAAUGUAUAAUGAUCCAUCCUAAUUCUAAAUCUUUUCAGGAUGAGGUGUAUCUUUAAUAUUUACAUUUAUGUACGUAUAAUAUAUACCGUAUAUAACCUGAGUAAUUGUAAAAGUGUUUUACUACAUUUACAUUUUGUUAAUUUUAUGUACAUACCAUUUUAUUUUAAGCAUGUUUGUGAGUUUAUAAAGUUUAUGUAUCACUCAUAAAAAUCAGAAUAUCAAAACUUGUCAUUUGAAGGAGGGAAAAAGACCCUUUUCAAUAAACUGAGGAGAUUACA